Molecule: messenger RNA, 363 nt
Organism: Racocetra persica
Lineage: Eukaryota; Fungi; Glomeromycota; Glomeromycetes; Diversisporales; Gigasporaceae
Source: the annotation of a GenBank genome assembly
AUGAAAAAUACUUUAUUUGACAGCCUUUAUAAUUUCUUAAUUGAUUCUUCAGAAAACCAUAUCUCCGCAGUGUCUCUUGUUUAUCUUGCAGUAAAAGAGAAUCUGCAAAUAGAAGAAAAUCAACUAAAAAGCAUAGCAGAAGAUGUGACUAAAUCUGCAAUAAAAAAAUGUGAAAGGAAUUCUUCGCAUUACAGAAUAUUUCAGAGAAUCCCUCAUCAGCCUGCAAGAACUGGAUUUUAUAUCCAUAGACGCAUGGAGGUGCUCUUUCUUGUCUUUGCAAUGGUUAUUGAAAUUACUGCCUUCAUAUUGGCCUUUAGCAUUGCCUUCGAAGCCGUUCAAACUCUUCACAAUAUUAAAUCAUUG